UUGAGCGACUGAUUCCAGACUGUUUCUAGACUCCUCGUUCUGUCAUACAUUCAUCCAAAGUGUCCACAUGGCUGCGGCUGACGGGUUGCCGAAGUGGGAGAGAAAAGUGCGCAUAUUUUUGUGCCUUUUCGGUUUGGUUUUGUCCCUUUACGCGCUUCACGUGGAGCUGUCCCGAGAAAACGACCCAGACUACAGAGCGAUGUGCGACCUGGGGGAGUCUGUGAGCUGCUCCAAAGUCUUCACCUCCAGAUGGGGACGCGGUUUUGGUUUGGUCCAGUUGUUUGUGGCCCAAGAUCACCCCCUGAACCAGCCCAACAGCGUGCUUGGCAUCCUAUUUUACACUCUGCAGAUGGGCCUUGGAUUGUCUCUGUCUAAAAAAGCAGCAGCGUUUCUGGUGUUCGCCUCCUGGGUGUCUGUGGCCGGUUCGCUCUACCUUGCAUCUAUUCUCGCCUUCGUUCUGGGGGAUUUCUGCAUGGUCUGCGUGUCAACAUAUAUUGUAAACUUUGUGUUGCUCUACACCAACCUGAAACGAAGGGGAGCCAUUGAAGGAAUGAAGGAAAAGGCUGGAUAGAAAAUGUUACUUGUGAAAUGCAAUGCCUUCCCCCCCCCUGCUAACCUGAAGCCACACUGGAUCUGAAAAACAAAUUUCUCUCACAGUAUUUCUGCCAUGCUCACAAGUGCAUGUUCACAACUGUUUAGCUCAGUGUAUUUAGAGAAAAAAGACUGGAUAUUCAUCUCAGAAGAUCUAUAGGAGGAUUUUCAGGAGAGGAACUUGAUGAAACGGCAGUUAUUCUUGUAUGUCAUUGUGCAUUUGUGCUGCUGAUAUACAUUUUUGAAUACUA
This is a messenger RNA of Acanthochromis polyacanthus (spiny chromis), 842 nucleotides long. RefSeq names its product vitamin K epoxide reductase complex, subunit 1 (gene vkorc1). Bases 68 to 571 code for a protein of 167 amino acids. Lineage: Eukaryota; Metazoa; Chordata; Actinopteri; Pomacentridae. Gene Ontology annotation, biological process: peptidyl-glutamic acid carboxylation; vitamin K metabolic process. The transcript is spliced from 3 exons. Gene Ontology annotation, molecular function: vitamin-K-epoxide reductase (warfarin-sensitive) activity. The record is from RefSeq and is a predicted model, not a curated record.